This is a messenger RNA of Drosophila novamexicana, 2480 nucleotides long. Its product is annotated as CUE domain-containing protein 2. The transcript is spliced from 5 exons. Lineage: Eukaryota; Metazoa; Arthropoda; Insecta; Diptera; Drosophilidae. Bases 217 to 1140 code for a protein of 307 amino acids. Gene Ontology annotation, molecular function: ubiquitin binding. The record is from RefSeq and is a predicted model, not a curated record.
UGAAAAUAAGAAGAAGAAGAAGCAGCAAAAGAAAGGCGCAGCAAGCAAAAAAUACGCUAUUUAAACCGUAUUCGGUUUUCAAGUUUGUCUUAAAGUCCAGGCUCGGCUGACCAAUAGCACACACACACUCACACAUAUAUACUUCACAGAAAUUUGCCGAACAGCAAAGAAAAAAAAUUAAAUCAACAAAACAAACAGCUAAACAAUAGUGCAACCAUGACAAAUUUGGAAAAGCAACACGAGAUGGUGAAGCGGAGUCUUGUCCAGUUCGUCAGUGCGCACAUACCAGGUGCCGACUUUAGCGUUGUGGAUGAGAUUGUACUCUCCUAUAUCAUAUCUAUACUGGAGGAAGCUUCGCAGGAUCCUUGCUUUGAUGUGGAGGGCUUUGUCGAGAUGAUGGGCGCAUACUUUGAAGAGUUCCCCACCAUUGAUCAGGGCGUCAUUUGCGAAUGGAUAUACAAGCUGGCCAACGAGCUAACCGAUAUGGAAAAGAAUCAAGGCAACCACAACACGGUCAAUUUAUCGCUCCACGCCCUAAGCUUGUCCAGCAUUAUACCAGAGUCCAAACUGCGUGCACGCAACUCUUCCAUCUCCGAAAAGGACGAACUAUCUUCGAAUAACAGCAGCAGCAGCGGAGUCAAUGGUGGCGGCAGCAGCAAGCGUUCUCAGCACUUGUCUGAGACUAGUGAUGGAGGCUCCACUGACAGCUCUAGCUCCAAUUGCGAUUACUUUUUGGAUGAGGCUGAGGUGCUGCAGGAGAUGUUUCCCGACACCGCCUACGUGGAGAUAAAGCAUUGCAUUGCAAUAUCCAAGGGCGACAUUGACAGCGCUACUCAAAUUCUAUUGCAUCGCCAGGAGACCAAUCAGAGCCUGACCGACAAAAGUUAUACUGUGGGCAUGAAGAAGAAUAUCGUGGUUGAUGACAAUGAGCUGAAGAAUCGCAUAAUAGCAAGGUACUCCUAUGUGGACAAGAAUGCCACUCAGCGCGAGUAUAAGCCGGUGGUUCCCAAAAUGGAGCCGCGCAAGCUUGUGCGCUAUCGUGAUAAUAAGAUUGUAUCUCUUAAGGGCGAGCGUUACACUGAAGUUAAGCGUGACGAAGAUGCUGAGUUAAAAAAACCCAAGAAGCAGAUUCAACCGUAACUAAAGAUGAACAAAACCCACAAGUAUUUUAUCAAGAAGCAACUUAGCCCACAACCACCUAAUAAUACCGCACCAACGACAUAUAGAAUUGAACGAUGCAGCCGCAGCCAAUGCGAUCAGAAUGUUUCCGAGCACAACUUAUGCACAGAGCUGCAUAUUCGUGUGACUCAAAACCAAGCCAACAUCGCUCCCAGCCCCAAUCACAAUCCCCGUCUGGCCUUAGCGCCAGUUGUAGCCAUGCUUAGCCAACGUUUAGAUGCUUCCUUGCCAAUACCCACACAACAGAACGUAACAGACGAUACAACAGGACAACAACAAGAGCCGAGCAAUAUAGCAGCCGCAAAGUGUGAUCCGUUGAUAAUAAUCAAGGAAUCCCCAUGUGAGUUAACUGGUAGUUAUUUGUUGUUGCUGUUGUUAGUUUGCUUAGCCGGUUACUGUACGCCAUGGAAUUUUUAUCAUAAUCAAAUUGUGGCUAAAGACACAAAGACUUUACAUACCAAAUUAGUUAAUAGUUAUGUUUUAGGUAAAGCUCUUGCAUUUCUUUAUGUUCGCCCCGACCAGGGCAUUAUAAUCAACAACUACUUAUGAGUUUCGUUGCGGUGACAAGGAGGCGGCUCUAUUUUAUUUGGGGCUGUUGCCUGUCGCACAUGACAAUGCUUGCCGUCGCGCCUGUAAGUGAGUGGAUCGUAUUUCUUAGUUCCUUACGCCACAAAAUCGCAAUCAAUAUCGAAUAGAGACAACUGUGAACUGUGACAAAUUUUGCGACCAACUGCCAGAUACUUGCUCGCUUGUGAAUCUCGAUAAGCAUCAAUCAAAUAUAUAUGAUAAUAAAAUGAAUAUAUUUCUAGCCGUGUGCUCUCCCACAAGCAGGCGCGACUCUCAACACGAAUUUGGCGCUCAAAUAGACUUAUUUAGAUGAUUUUAGGUAUUCGAAUUGAAGUGUUUAUGUAAAGUGUACGUUUUUAAAACGCAGCUGUACAACAUCUUGCCAUAAGAUUUAUGUUAAAGUUCUCAUAUCGUGAUUUUAUCCUUUUUUUGUUAGUUUUUUUUUUUUUUUUUUGUUUUUGUCUAAGCAAACUAGCAACAGUAACCAAACAAAAACUAGUCCUCGUCCUGAGAACCCACUCACACCAAAGCGGCUGCUGCUCGGAAGGACACAGCAAUAUUAUAAAACAUAUUCAACGUAUAAAACUAACCAAUAUUAAUCAAUCUUAAUAUAACCUUAUCUUAGCAAGCUUCAUUGUAAUUCCUAAAAGACGUUAAAAGCCCAGCGCAAUUCCUAUUUCCUUAUUUUAUAGAUUUAAGCAUCGGUAUAUCAUUCAACGCAUUUGCAUUACAAA